AUGGUUAUUUCAAGCAAGAAAGACUUCUCGUUUCGAACCAAUUUACCCAAUGCAACAUUUGAAUACGUCAAAUAUCCUGACUCAUUUCGUGCCACACUCAUUCAACUGGCUAAUGCAGCUUACAAUGCUUUCCUUUCGGCUCACUCGAAUAUGAAUGAAAUUCAACAGAAUAUGCAACAAGUUCCGGGUCAUGUUAAGACGGCACUCAAACUGUUGGCAACUGCUCCGUUUCCACUGCUCGAGAAGCUCCUGCCUCUCUCAUUAAACAAUGUUGAACGAAUCGGUAUAGAGUGCUCAAAUCUAUCACAUACGACGCAUAACAAAUUUGCCGAUGUUCAAUUGUUAAUCGGUGAGGUGACUGAACUCACUGGUUUUUCUUCGGGUGUCACUGACCAAAAAUUGGCCGAGACGAUUAUUGAAUUGAACAAAACCGAUGCGGCUAAGAAAGCGAUGAAAGAGAAAGAAGCUGUCAUUCAGCGAAAGUACGAUGAACAAGCUGCCAAAGUUCGAGAUGCACAAAACCAAUUUAAUGAAGCUCUCAAGGAAAUUCCGACGGGACUCAAUUCAAUCAUGCACCAAGCUUUGGGCGCCGCUGUCGAUGUUUUCAAGCACUCUCUGGCAGCGACUAUAUGUGUUGGUGGGAUUCGAAAAAAUUGUAUGCCCGGUCCGAUUGGAUCAACAGCCGAGGAAGCCGCUAAUAAUGCCAUUGACAAGGCACAACAGGCACAUCGCGCUCUGCAAGAAGCCGAAACACGUUAUGAUGCCAUUUUCAAUGAACUGCUGAAUCAUCACGAUAAUUUGACACAAGUUAUGGUUCAACUGGCGUCACUCGACAUGACCAAGAUCGACUACGAGCAACUCAUUCCCAUCUUUCAACAAGCUAUCCAAUAUUUGAGUGAAAUUCGAGAGCAUUGGGGCAGGUUGAUUGAAUUCUUCGAUGAAUUACGGAUUCGAGUUCAGAUCACUGUGAAGAAUUCGUUCACAAAAUUUGUCGAUUGGAUGAAGACGGCUCAAGGGAUGGGUGUUGAUUAUCUCACUCAAGAAAUUUGCGCUUUCUACCUCGAUAUGUUGAAAGAUGAUGUCAUCGGAAUCCAUCGUGAAGCUCAUCUUCUUUAUAUCAUCAAAGAUGGUUGUGGUGCAUCGGAUGAAGAACGAAAUCAACUCAAAGAUGAACUAAUGCAAGACACCAAAAUGGUUCAGGCGAAAGUGAGUCGUUUGGCAUUUCAACGUAAGACUGAAUAUAAAGAGGCCAAUAAACAACGUCGACAUGAAAUCGAAACGUUCAUUCAACAAGCAACUAUCGAAGCAAUUGGACAAAAAAGACCGACAUUUGUGAAAUUUAUGAACACUGUUGAUCCUAAAUUUUCGAUAAUGAGUCGACGAACACUUAGUAGAAAAACAAUUCCAACCCUUUAUACUAAAAUGAAUGAUUUAUUAAAACAAUUUUGUUCAACAGCAGAAUAUAUCUCGUUGACACUUGACAUUUGGACCAACAGACGAACGCAUCCAUUUUUGAGCGUCACAGAUAAAUCGUCUAAAAUAGUAACGGAUAAUGCGUCGAAGAAUAUAAAAGCGUUCGAAAAUUUAAUCAUUCCUGGAUUUGAAUCAUAUUUUACCGAUGAUGAUGAAAAUAAAACUGAUAUUGAAUUAUCAGAUGUAAAUGAUAGCGAUUCCGAUGUCAGUGACAGUGAUGAUGACCUUAAUCAAGAUACGGCAAUAUCCAUUGCUAUUUCAACACAAACGAUGUUAAAUACAGUGAAAGAUAGUUUCGACAAUGUUACAUCUAAGAGUGAAUUGAGAUUGCCUUGUUUUGCUCAUGCACUUCAACGUGUUGUCCAAGGUGGUUUAUAG
Molecule: messenger RNA, 1851 nt
Organism: Didymodactylos carnosus
Lineage: Eukaryota; Metazoa; Rotifera; Eurotatoria; Philodinida; Philodinidae
Source: the annotation of a GenBank genome assembly